AUGGGAAUUACAGCCGCCAAGGGAGGGAACAAGCACUUGAUCUCGGCCAUAGAUCAUUUCACCGAGUGGCCGGAGUGCAAGCCGGUGCAACAGGCAGAUGCGGCAACAGCAGCGGCUUUUGUAGCAGAAAAGAUCAUCUCCAACCAUGGCUGCCCCUUGUAUGUGUGUCACCCCAACAUCACGGGUUCUACCAUGGCGGAGUUUGAGGUGUGGGAGCUGUCGGAGCUGUCCACGGAGGAAGAAGCGGAUGCGGUGGCGGGGUACUUGUACAAGAGGACCUCGGAGAUGGAGUUGACGUUGGCGCAGGCUGCGGGGAACCAUGAUAGGGCACAGGAGAAGCAGAAAAUGGACUUUGACCUAAGGAGGACGAUGGUGUUGGAGAAGGAGAAGUUGGAAAAAGGGGACUUCAUUCGGAUCAGUCCGAGUAAGAGGGUGGCAUGGGAGAAUCAGAAACCAAAGUUCAAGACCCUAUUCAAGGUGAAGGAGGUGGAGCAGUUUCAUGUGGUGUUGGAGGAUAAGGCGGGAGUGGUAUGGAGGGAGUCUCGAGAGAACGUGCAGCUGGUGAAGUUGGUGCCUUAA
This is a messenger RNA of Closterium sp. Yama58-4, 579 nucleotides long. The record is from the annotation of a GenBank genome assembly. NCBI's taxonomy places the organism in Eukaryota, Viridiplantae, Streptophyta, Zygnematophyceae, Desmidiales, Closteriaceae.